UUGAUUUAGCUAUUGCUCGUUUUCUGUACCAAUCUAGUGUGCUGUUUUUUAACAAACAUGGAAAUAAUAGACACCGAUAUUAGACCAUGGGACGCGAACGACGUGAAGGAACAAUUUGGAGACAGCCUCACAUUGCUGCCAUCGAACGACAACAUAAAAGAGCUCCAAAGUAUUCUUCGAGACAAGUGAGAAACACAACAAGAAGUGAUUUCAAGUUUUAUGCAGACCGUCUGAUUCGACUUGUUAUUGAGGAGAGUUUGAAUAAUCUGCCGUUUACUGACUGUGAGGUCGUCACACCCACGGGAGCUCUGUAUAAGGGCCUCAAAUAUGGCGCAGGAAACUGUGGCGUGUCUAUUGUGAGGUCAGGGGAGGCUAUGGAACAGGGUCUCAGAGACUGCUGUCGCUCUAUUCGAAUUGGCAAAAUCUUAGUUGAGAGUGACACGGAUACCCAUGAAGCGCAUGUAGUUUAUGCUAAGUUCCCUGAAGAUAUAGCAAGAAGGCAAGUGUUGCUAAUGUAUCCAAUUAUGUCUACUGGCAACACGGUCAAACAGGCUGUCAAUGUUUUAACUCAACAUGGAGUGAAAGAAGAACGGAUCAUCCUAUCCAACCUCUUUUGCACCCCUGCGGCAGUACAAGCUGUGGUUGACUAUGUACCAAAGAUGAAGAUCUUAACGUCCGAGUUGCAUCCGGUUGCUCCAAACCAUUUCGGACAGAAGUAUUUUGGCACCGACUGAUAUGAGGAUGAGUAGAUCUAAAUAGAUGUAUAUGCUCUCAUGUGAGUAUGUAUUAGACUUCAUCAUAGGAGUAGGGAAUCAGAACAGAGGCUAAGCGUCAUACAAUUACAUUUCGUGGGUACAUAGGUAUUGCAUAACAUGCAGCAUAUGUGUGUAUGUUUACUAGCCACUUGUCGCGUACGCGCCGCAGCAGGAUAAAACCCUUUUACGCUCGCUCGGCCAGUAGACAAGCUGAGGGCUGCGCAACGACUGUCACAAUGUUUCACGCUCCUGCUCAGGAUUAAAUCGUUUUUAGUGGAAUAAAGUGUAAAUAGGUAGUAAAAAAAAGAGCAAAUACUUACAUUGGGAGGUGUACAUAUAAUAAAUGUUUUGUUUAUUUUAUUUAAAUCACUUUUGCCAACCCUACUAAAAUUGGUUAACGAUUUCGGACGCUUAGCCUCUGUUCCGAUUCCUACAUGUGCUUAUCAUUGACCAUAUACCUUGGGAGUACUGGCUCCAGUGUUAUUUCCAGGCUCAUUGGAUACCUAUGCACUUGACCACUACAAUAUACUGCAACUAUAAGUAUGUGGAAUUUCAAGAAGAUUAGAGGUAAUAAACAAACUCACUUUCGCAGUUAGGAUUAGGGAUAUUGACAUUGAUUGAUUUUCAAAAUCUGUCACAAGUCUAUUUCAAUUCAGGUUUAUAUUUCUUGAAAUAAAGAUAAGUUUAGUGAUACUCUAAAAUCAAUUUGUCCACUUAUCGACAAAUAAAUGAACUAAUGGAUAACCCAUUGGAUUAACCUUACUUGUUAAUGCAAGUCACAUUUGUUUAGGUAUGCUAAGAAAUAUUUAUAUUUUUUAGAUAUUUAAGCAUUUUAAAAGGUCUGAGUCAUAUUAUCUAAACAAAUACUUUAUGCAUGGUAAUUUAAUUUCCUUAUUUUUAUGAAAUUUUAUACUUUAGCCAGUUUAUUGUUAUUUUGCAAUGAAUAAAAUUAUUUAUUUCGAAAUUAGAUUAUUCAGUUUAAAAAAAAAUAGAGUACAUGUGAUAUAAAAAUGUAUAUAGCAUAUUAAUUUAGCAUAUGGAUUUAAUUUGUAUUUUAAUUUAGCUUCUACACAAAUAAACUUUGAUGAAAAGGUU
Molecule: messenger RNA, 1850 nt
Organism: Plodia interpunctella (Indianmeal moth)
Lineage: Eukaryota; Metazoa; Arthropoda; Insecta; Lepidoptera; Pyralidae
Gene: kri
Product: krishah
Exons: 4
Coding region: 87-734 (215 amino acids)
Cellular component (GO): cytoplasm
Molecular function (GO): ribosylnicotinamide kinase activity
Source: RefSeq, a predicted model, not a curated record